CGGUUUGUGAACGUUGUGCGCAUCUAAGAUGCGGACGCGGGAACUUUAGCGUAAUGGCGCGAAAAUAAUUGGCAGUGUUUUGCUUAUAAAAAGUUAUACAUAAUAUGAAUAAUACAUGUUUUGUGAGUGGCAAUAUCUGAAGUCAUUUAAACAAAAAUGAUUAAUUGGAAGUGGGCUAUGUGGCACUGGUGCUUCAUAUUACUAGUUACCCUGGACACAUCCCAUGGGGAGAAGUUCACACUCGGAUACCUAACAGGGUCACAAAGACGGCCUGGCGACCUGAAUUAUCAAAUGCCCGGCAGAGUUAUUUCAGGAGCAAUUUCCAUGGCAGUAGAUGAAGUGAACGAAAAACUUCUAGCUCCCAUGGGCCAUUCAUUAGACUUCGUCGUCGCUGAGACAUACGGUCAGGAAGAAGUUUCCAUACGACAGGUCGCAGCGUUGUGGGCUGCCAACGUGUCAGCGUUCAUUGGACCUCAAGAAACUUGCGUGCACGAGGGUCGUAUGGCCGCAGCCUUCAACCUUCCCAUGAUUAGUUACUACUGCAGGGACGUGGCCAAUUCCAACAAGCGUGUGUACUCAACGUUCGCCAGAACUCGUCCAUCCGACAUAGACAUAUCUCGGUCCGUGGUCGCCGUGCUAACGCAUUUCAAUUUCAUGCAUAUAGCCAUAGUGUACCUAAAGGCACAGAAUCACGAUUUCUCUCGUCUCGCGUACGCAAUAAUGACAGCAGCGAAUGAAAAGAAAAUAACCAUCCGUACGGUUCAAGUCUACCGCCAGCCGUAUUACUAUGACAAUAGGCCAGAUAAUUUCUCGAGGAAUCCAUUCUUAGACAUCGUGAGGGAGACGUAUAAGGAUACGAGGAUUUACGUUUCUAUCGGCUACUAUCACGACCACAUAGGUCUCAUGUUGGCUUUGGACGCAAUGAAACUACUUAAUUCUGGGGAGUAUGCCGCUAUUGGAGUGGAUGUGGACAGGUAUGACCCUAACGAGGCCAUCAGAUAUCUGUCUGGGCCGUUAAGGAAGGAGCCCGAGCCUCGUGUCAUGAGAGCGUUCCGUUCGUAUCUAGCCGUGGCGCCCUCCGCCGGACCCUCCUACUCCGCCUUCUCUAAGGAAGUCAACUCACGAUUGACAAUGCCUCCAUUUAAUUUUAACAAUCCACUGUUAGCUCUGGGCGGUGGAAAAGUUAUCCCAGUGGAGGCCGCGUGGCUUCAUGACGCGGUUUGGUUGUAUGCGCGUGCGCUGGCCGACUCGCUCCGGACAGGGGAGGCUCCGAGGGAUGGACGCGCUAUAGCCUCACGUAUGAGGAACACUACAUACCUUAGUGUGAUGGGUUAUUGGAUCCACAUGGAUGAAAACGGGGAUGCUGAAGGGAAUUACACCCUACUAUCCAUUGACCCGUCUCGCCCUCCCGGACUCUACCCUCUCGCAGUCCUUCAUAAAGUGGCCCCGGAGUUACGGCUCCUGAGAGAGAUGAAAUGGCCGGGCGGUAGAGUGCCGCUCUCGGAGCCCCCAUGCGGAUUCAGAGGAGAGAAGUGCGUCAAUCAUAUAGGAGCUUGGGCCCUUGGUGCGUCGGGAGGUACUCUCGCCCUAUUAGCGCUUGCAGCGCUUGCAUUAUACCGCGGCUGGCGGUACGAACAAGAGCUGGACUCGCUGCUGUGGAAGAUUGACUUCAGGGACCUUCAUUUACCCGAGGAUCAGCGCGGCAACAAACUGAGUAGCAGCGGAAUUAACAACACCAAUGGUAUGACAAACGAGAAGGGUUGUGCUGGCAGUACGGGGGUCUCAGGGGUGUCAAGAUCCAGUCAAGUGUCUCUAAGCUCCAACCCCGACCUGGACUUCAGAUACUCCGCUAUUUUCACGGAGGUAGCCUUCUAUAGAGGUCGUCUUCUCGCAGUGAAACGUGUCAGAAGAAGUCACAUUGAUAUCACAAGAGAAGUCAAGAAAGAACUUAAAAUUAUGCGUGAUUUACAACACGACAACGUGAACGGGUUCGUUGGAGCGUGUAUCGAGCCUCCCAAUGUGUGUGCACUAUCCGAGUACUGUACUAGGGGAAGUCUCAAGGACAUUAUAGAGAAUGAAGAUAUAAAACUCGAUAACAUGUUCACCGCGUCUCUAGUCGGUGACAUUAUAAGGGGUAUGAUCUUCAUUCAUGAAUCACCACUUCAAUAUCACGGCGCACUCCGUCCGUCAAAUUGUCUCGUUGACGCGAGGUGGGUCGUGAAACUCGCGGACUUCGGACUAAGGGAAUUCCGCAGAGGGGAAAUUACACCUUCAGAACCGAACGCACUGAGAUCUCAUAUUGAGAGUCUAGUGUACCAGUCACCAGAGCAGUUACGAGCGGGGGGUUGGGGUGGGGAGUGUUUUCCCUCAAACUGGUCCUUGGGGUCGCAGGCGUCGGACGUGUUUUCAUUUGCGCUGCUCCUGUACGAGCUGCACACCCGCCGUGGUCCAUACGGUCCAGACAUGUCCCCGCCGGCUGCCCUGCUGCGUCGCCUCGCUAGACCGCACCCAGCGCCCUACAGGCCCCCUCUAGAGGCGCUCUCUGGAGGGUUCGACUGUGUGCGUGAGUGUUGUACGGAGUGCUGGGCGGAGGAUCCCGCCCUUAGGCCAGACUUUAAGACGAUUCGUGCUAAACUGAGACCUUUAAGGAAGGGCAUGAAACCAAAUAUAUUUGAUAAUAUGAUAGCAAUGAUGGAGAAAUACGCGAACAACUUAGAAGCGUUGGUUGACGAGAGAACGGAUCAGUUGCAAGAAGAAAAGAAAAAGACAGAGGCGUUGUUGGAGGAGAUGCUGCCAGCUCCCGUCGCUGAACAGUUGAAGCGCGGCCGGCGCGUGUUGCCUGAGAGCUACGACUCCGUGACCAUAUACUUCAGCGACAUAGUCGGCUUCACGGCCAUGUCCGCAGAGAGCACUCCGCUACAGGUGGUCGACUUCCUCAACGACCUGUACACUUGCUUCGAUUCAAUUCUAGAAAAUUUUGAUGUUUAUAAAGUAGAAACAAUAGGAGACGCUUACAUGGUGGUGUCAGGGUUGCCAAUCCGUAACGGCAUCCGUCACGCGGGCGAGGUGGCGUCCAUGGCGCUGGCGCUACUCGCCGCCACGCGAUCCUUCCGUGUGAGACAUCGACCAGAACAGAGACUGCUGCUCCGUAUAGGAAUACAUUCCGGUCCUGUCUGCGCCGGAGUCGUCGGACUGAAGAUGCCCCGCUACUGCUUAUUCGGCGACACCGUCAACACAGCGAGUCGAUUCGAAUCUACUGGAGUUCCUUUAAAGAUCCACUGCAGCGGCGCGUGCAAGUCUCUGUUGGAUCAGCUGGGAGGGUAUAUCUUGGAGGAGCGCGGCGUGGUGUCAAUGAAAGGCAAGCGGGACCAGCUGACGUGGUGGGUUUGUGGCGAGGAACCUCAUGCCAGGAGACAGGCGCCACAUCAACACCAACGAAGCUCACUCAAGGCGCGCAACUGGAACAACCAGGGCAGCCUGCAUAGAUGUUGCAGUUUAGAAUCUCCAAAGAAACUUAGAUUUGCUUCGGGCAGUCAUUUAGAAUCGCACACGGACAGUGUCCUUCAUCAUAGGAGUGAUGAAUAUUUGAUGGAGGUGGUUGGCGAGGGUGGACGACCAGCUCUACUAGAGGCCCCUCUGCGGGAUCACGCGGCCAGCGUGUCGUGUCCCGUCAUCGAGGCGGCCGGGGACAUCCAGCUCGUGGUGCCUCCCCGCGACCCCGCCGCCGUCCCACUCCUCGCCGACGCCUAAACCUGGCUGUGUUCACCGCUCGGAACAUAACGCAGUCCGCUUCGCUCGCGCGUCGAUCCGAUCGGAACUCUAGUGUUGCAUUUUGUGAGGAGUGGCGAUCUUUAGCGUAAUGUGAUCUAUGUCAGUAUUAUUGAGAGACCUCGUUCGAUAGAAAUUAUUUAAUAACAUUAAACUCUUAUUUCACAAUUGA
This is a messenger RNA of Danaus plexippus (monarch butterfly), 3940 nucleotides long. RefSeq names its product guanylate cyclase 32E. Bases 157 to 3750 code for a protein of 1197 amino acids. Gene Ontology annotation, biological process: cGMP biosynthetic process; protein phosphorylation; intracellular signal transduction. NCBI's taxonomy places the organism in Eukaryota, Metazoa, Arthropoda, Insecta, Lepidoptera, Nymphalidae. The record is from RefSeq and is a predicted model, not a curated record. Gene Ontology annotation, molecular function: protein kinase activity; guanylate cyclase activity; peptide receptor activity. The transcript is spliced from 26 exons.